GAAAAGCUAAAAAAAAAAUCAUCUUUUUUUCUCGAUGCUAAACUGGUAAUGUGUCCUUAUUUCUCAUUCGUUAGCCAAUUAAGAGACAUUUAGAACAUUUGCAGAACAAUAGAUAUACUUUCAGAUGUUUAAAAAAACAAACACACCUGUGUGUGUAUUCAUAGGCCUUGUAUUACAAAGGCUAAAUCUGAUAUGCUUUCUGAUCCCAUUGAGAUAUCAGUAAUCACAUCGGGUGGAAAAUUGCUUUGGAAUGGUAUAGGUCUAAUCUGGCAAAGUUGCAUUCUGGGCUAGUUUAUAAAGAACUGGGCGGCUCUUAACGAGAUUGCACUGGAAAGUGUCCAUCCAGUGUAGUGUAGGCUGUAUGAGCAUUUCCCUCUCCUGCCUACUACGUACACCGGUGCUCCAUUAGUAUUAGUGGAGGCUUAUGGGGAGCUCAGUAAAGCCACACUCAGCCUAUGGGCGGAUACACCACCACUGCCCUCUCCACCUUAGACACACACUAGAGAGGACUGACUGCCUCGUAGCCACACGUAUAUCUGGAAAUACUUUUGGAUCUUCACAAGUUACGUCGAUUUAAAAAAAUAAAUAAAUAAAAAAUCAUCUGCAAUAUCAGAAAGGUGGUGUUUAAAUAUUAGCUGCAAACUGGUUGUAUUUACGCUCAACACCUCUUUACUUUUAGAGGCAUUUUAUUAUCUGUGUCUGUUUCGAUUAUGGCUUGUGUCCUGGACUUGAAAGGUGAUCGGUGAUCGUGUUCAGCUGUGAAGUACACGAGCGGAGUGAAGCAUGGAGAAUGUGACAUUAUUUGGAAAUGCUAACCAGACUCUAAGCAUAUGGACCGACCAAAGCAUCGAGUAUAAAGUGGUGAGUGUGUUGUUGGUGAUCAUCAUUUGCGGCGCCGGGAUCGUGGGGAACGUGAUGGUGAUCCUGGUGGUGCUCACGACCAAACACAUGCGGACUCCCACUAACUGCUACCUGGUGAGUUUGGCGGUCGCAGACCUCAUCGUGCUGACGGCGGCAGGUUUACCCAACAUCACAGAAAGCCUGUUCGGGGAGUGGGUGUACGGCUACGGCGGCUGCCUCUCCAUAACAUACCUACAGUACCUGGGCAUCAACGCGUCAUCUUGCUCCAUCACAGCCUUCACCGUGGAGAGGUACAUCGCCAUCUGCCACCCGAUCAAGGCGCAGUUUCUCUGCACCCUCUCCAGGGCAAAAAAGAUCAUUGUCAUGGUUUGGGCUUUCACCACUCUUUACUGCGUCAUGUGGUUUUAUCUGUCCGACAUCGAAAAGAUGAUCUACAACAACAUCACCUUAAGCGUGUGCUCUUACAAGGUAGCAAGAAGAUACUACAAGCCGAUAUACUUCGCUGAUUUCACUUUGUUCUACGUGGUUCCGCUGCUGCUGGCCUCCGUGCUGUACGGGCUGAUCGCCAGGAUCCUCUUUCUCAACCCCCUGCCGUCGGACCCCAAGGAGAAGGCGCAAACCUGGAGGAAAGGUUCGUGCGCAGAGAGCAAAAAGCACACCAAGAACUCUUCCUUUGGAAGCACAGCGGCCUCGCGAAGACAGGUGACAAAGAUGCUGGCUGUGGUGGUGAUUCUCUUCGCGUUUCUUUGGAUGCCCUAUCGUACACUGGUCGUGGUCAACUCGUUCCUAAAACUUCCCUACACUGACACAUGGUUUUUGCUCUUCUGUCGACUCUGCAUCUAUCUCAACAGUGCAAUCAAUCCUGUCAUCUACAAUGCUAUGUCUCAGAAGUUCCGUGCUGCUUUCCGUAAGCUGUGUAACUGCAGGCCGCAGAGCUCACAGAAGCCGGCUACAUACAGCAUGGCACUGACUUACAGUGUAAUCAAGGAAACCUCCAAUGGGCAGAGUCCAGACCACUUCCCCACAGAGAUGGAGGAGCUUCCAGGGCCUACAAAUGAAUUCCUGCCUGGAAGAAAUAAGAUUUCAUAUAAGGAAUCCUCAAUGUCAGACAGCACGUUAACUACAGCCUAGUUUUAUGGAUAGAUAAUUGUUCAUAGCCAAUAAUUGAUAAAUCAGUCUAAUUUUUCAAUGUUGAAUAAAAUAGACCAAAAUUUCGUCUAGUCGUCCAUAUUUGUUCUGGUAUGUUUUAAAAUCUAGCAGCAGAGUGUAAUGAUGUAAUAUACAGAAGUGGCCUAAAGUCUUUUCUCUAUAGACUUCUAGUGUUAAGUCAAUGAAAAGGCAGAGAAUGCACAGUAAAUCUUUCAAAUUGUCCUGCCCAGAUGAUUAAUAGCCUUGUGCUCAAAGCCCAUUUCACAUGGAUUAAUACAACUACUGCACAAUGCAUCAAUGUUAAAUACUUCUCCCCCGAAAGACUUGUUACAACGAUGGUUUCACGUUUACAUGCCACUGAGAUAUCAGAAACUGAUUUGUUGUAGUCGCUGUGGAAAUGGAUAGAGGUAUCAAGCUUACAUUUGCUAUCUUAUUUAUUUCAUGUCUAUGUUGUGUUAAUUCUGAUUAUUGUUUUGAAAGCUUUAAAGAAUGUAACCUUUAAAAAUAAAAUACAGCCAGGUAGAACAUACCGUACAGUGGAAUUUUGUGAGCAUGUUUAGAUGAAAAAAAAAAAAGUUCAUUUGAAAAUAUUCAUAAGACAAGGAAUAAAAGAGAAGAAGAAUGUACAUCUUGGUCAAUCUUAUUUUAUUAUGUAAAUGUGUUAUUUAAAGUAAAGGUGGCUGAUAAGGCAUUGCAAAUUUUAAAUUUUCUUUUGUAUGUAGCUUUAGAUGCAAGUUUGUGCUCCUGAAUGUGGUAUUUGAUAUAGCAUUAAAAACUUUAUAUAGACUGGUUUAAAAUAAAAAAUGCAUUCUGAUAAAUGUUCGUGUGAUGUUUGGUGCAAAAAAAAUGUUUGGUGCAAAGGAUACCCUGCUUUAUAUAGACUUUGGAAACCAUUCAGAAUGUACAGUACAAUGCCAUACUGUGCAACGUGCUUGGUAGUUCAUUGGGUGAAUGAUUAAAGUAUGCACAUGAUAUUUCUUGCUGUUGUCAUGAAUAUUUAUAUUUUGUAAGUUGCACCUUGUCUUGAAUAAACUGAUAGAAUGAGA
Molecule: messenger RNA, 3056 nt
Organism: Ictalurus punctatus (channel catfish)
Lineage: Eukaryota; Metazoa; Chordata; Actinopteri; Siluriformes; Ictaluridae
Gene: trhra
Product: thyrotropin-releasing hormone receptor a
Exons: 2
Coding region: 784-1992 (402 amino acids)
Biological process (GO): phospholipase C-activating G protein-coupled receptor signaling pathway
Cellular component (GO): membrane
Molecular function (GO): thyrotropin-releasing hormone receptor activity
Source: RefSeq, a predicted model, not a curated record